CAUGAAGAAAUCAAGACAGAAGGCAAUGUUUCCAAGGUGAUGCAGUUUGUCCUGCUGGGAUUCUCUGACCUUCCCAAACUCCAAGGGCUCCUGUCUGGUGUAUUCUCUAUCAUUUACUUAAUUAUACUGAUUGGAAAUUGUCUCAUAAUUAUAAUAACUAAGAUGGACUCUGCGUUACAGAAACCCAUGUACUUCUUCUUGGCAAAUUUUUCUUUUCUUGAAAUCUGCUAUGUAACAGUCACUGUCCCUAGGAUUCUGUUUAACAUUUGGACUCAGGAUAGACACAUUUCUAUAAUGGCCUGUGGGGUCCAAAUGUGCUUCUUCCUUAUGUUGGCAACUACUGAAUCUUUACUCCUGGCUGUGAUGUCCUAUGACCGCUAUGUUGCCAUUUGCAACCCUCUACUCUACCCUGUGGUCAUGAACCCAACAAAGUGCACUCAUCUGGUAACAGGCUCCUGGCUUGGUGGCAUUCCAGUCCAGAUUGGACAAACCUUUCAGAUAUUUUCUCUGGACUUCUGCAAUUCUAAUAGAAUAGACCACUUCUUCUGUGAUGUACCUCCCAUUCUCAACCUGGCUUGUGGGGACACAUCAGUGCAUGAGCUGUCUGUCUAUGUGAUUGUUAUGGUGGUUGGUGCUGUCCCAUUCGUACUGGUGCUUACUUCUUACAGCAGAAUCAUUGCCACCAUCGUGAGGUUGCCAACAGCCAAAGGACGGGGCAAAGCCUUCUCUACGUGUUCUUCCCACCUACUGGUGGUGAUUUUGUUUUAUGGAUCUGCUGCUAUUACCUACUUUCGUCCCAAAUAUACCCAUUCUCCAGGUACCGACAAACUGCUCUCUCUGUUCUAUACCAUUGUGACCCCUAUGUUCAAUCCUAUGAUAUACACCUUUAGGAACAAGGAUGUGAUUUCAGCCCUGAGAAAAAUAUUACUUAAAAAAUAG
Nannospalax galili (Upper Galilee mountains blind mole rat) is the source of this 939-nucleotide messenger RNA. RefSeq names its product olfactory receptor 10AG1-like. Gene Ontology annotation, biological process: G protein-coupled receptor signaling pathway. NCBI's taxonomy places the organism in Eukaryota, Metazoa, Chordata, Mammalia, Rodentia, Spalacidae. The coding region runs from base 40 to 939 and encodes 299 amino acids. The transcript has a single exon. Gene Ontology annotation, cellular component: membrane. The record is from RefSeq and is a predicted model, not a curated record. Gene Ontology annotation, molecular function: olfactory receptor activity; G protein-coupled receptor activity.